Molecule: messenger RNA, 5541 nt
Organism: Alosa sapidissima (American shad)
Lineage: Eukaryota; Metazoa; Chordata; Actinopteri; Clupeiformes; Clupeidae
Gene: mybpc1
Product: myosin binding protein C1
Exons: 36
Coding region: 334-4281 (1315 amino acids)
Molecular function (GO): protein binding
Source: RefSeq, a predicted model, not a curated record
CCUCCAUCCCCUAUGACCGAGGGGCCCGCAGACGCAUCGCCCACUCACACACACACACACUCUUCAUCCUGCUGCUCAGCACCAACAUCCUCUUCCUCCUCUCUUCUCUCUCUCCCUCUUACAUCCUUCUCCACAUUCUGCUUUUCUUCCUCCAACUUGAGAACAAGCUUCUGAGGAGGUCACACACACACUCCCCUGACUGGGCUGGGGGUGGCCACAAACACACACACACACACACUCACACAUACAUACACAUACACACAUCCACGCACACACACACACACACACACCUCUGUUACGUGACGUGACAUCUUGAAGGGGACUCCACUCAAGAUGCCCGAGCCAACCAAGAAAGAUGAAGGCACACCGGAAGACAGUGCUGGUCCUGAGGCCGUGGCAGCGCCCACACCUGAGAUUACUCUUGAGGUGUCUCCCCCUACAGAGGCUGUAGCCGCGGGCAAAGACCCCAUAGGCGCCGAAGGGCAGGAAGUCACUGAGUCCCAGCCCAUCGUGACCGAGGUAACAGAGCCCCAGCCAAUGGGGGCAGAGGUCAUGGGGCCUGAGCCAAUUGUGACAGAGGUCACUGACCAAGAGCCAGUGGUGGCAGAAGCAGCAGAGCCAAAGACAGAGCCAGUUGUGGUUGAGGUCACAGACGCAGGGCCAACCGCAGCAGCGGUGCCUGAGUCAGCCCAGCCACUAGUGGCUGAGGUGAAGGAUCUGGAACCAGUAGAGGCUGUAGAGGUAAAGGAGGAAGCCCCCCGCGCCUCCCCUCCCCCGGCUCCCCCCGUGACUGCUGAGAAGGCUGCUGAUACUGAGCCGGUAGUCAUGGUGAUAACCCCACCCCAACCUUCCACAGAUAAAGAUGAUGACGCAACAACCAGCACCCCUUCACCUACCCCUCCAGAGGAUGGAAAUACUCUCAAGAAACUGUCUAUUGACCUGCCUAAUGAUAGCAUCCCUCAGUCCGCCAUGGGGAGAAAAGACUCAGUGUGGUCCUUGGGGGAAGGGCAGCCCCCUGAGGACUUGGACAAGUCAAUUGAGCCUCCGCCUCUUUCCACCCUCCUGAUUGAAAGACCAGAAACAUCGUCCAUCUCCGUUGGUGAUGACAUCACCUUUGUUGCCAAGGUGGAGGCAAAAGACCUGCUACGUAAACCUACAAUCAAAUGGUUCAAAGGGAAAUGGAUGGACUUGGCCAGCAAGACAGGAAAACACCUGCAGCUGAAGGAGUCAUUUGACCGCUUCUCCAAGAUUCACACAUUUGAGAUGCACAUUAUUAAGGCCAAAACCAAUUAUGCUGGGAACUACAGGUGUGAAGUGAAUUACAAGGACAAAUUCGACAGUUGCUCCUUUGACCUGGAAGUGAAAGAAAUUGAAACUGGUCAAUCAAACGUUGACAUUCGAUCAGCUUUCAAAAGAAGCAGUGAAGGCCAGGAGGAUGCGGGCGAGCUUGACUUUAGUGGUCUUCUAAAGCAUAGAAAUGCCAGGGAACCGAAACAGGAGGAAGCCCCCGACGUCGACGUCUGGGAGAUCCUCAAAAAUGCCCGACCGGACGAGUACGAAAGGAUAGCUUUUGAGUACGGCAUCACUGACUUGCGUGGGCUUCUGAAGAGACUGAAGAAGACGACGAAGGUUGUGAAGAAGAGUGAAGCUUUUGCCAAGAAACUGGAUCCAGCGUACCAGGCGGACAAAGGUGGAAAAAUCCGACUUGUAGUCGACCUAGCAGACCCAACAGUGGAGUUAAAGUGGUACAAGAACGGUCAAGAGAUUCGCCCCACUCCCAAUAACCGGAAGUACAUCUUUGAGCACAAGGGUACUCAAAGGAUUAUGGUCAUCAACAACUGCCAGAUAAACGACGAUGCUGCCUACUCAGUUAGUGCUGGAGACGAGAAAUGUUCAACUGAGCUCUUUGUUAAAGAGCUCCCUGUGAAUAUUGUAAAGCACCUGGAGCCUGUGAAGACUACAGUCAAUGAGCGCAUUGAGCUGGAGUGUGAAGUGACUGAAGAGGGGGCUAAAGUGAAAUGGAUGAAGAAUGGUGUUGAAGUCCCAACUGGAGUCCGGUCUCGGUACCGGGUGAAAUCCGAGGGCACCAAGCAUUGGCUGAUCAUAGACGAUGCCACGAAGGAGGACACUGGCACUUACUCCCUCAAGGCAACAGGGGGCACCACUGAGGCUCAUGUUCAGGUGGACUUGAAACCUCUGAAGAUCUUUCAGGAUCUGCAGGAUAUGACGGUUCUGUUGGGUCAGCCUCUUCCCCUCCACCUGGAGAUCUCCCCAGGCAACGUUCCGGGCCGCUGGUACCGCAACGGGCAGCUGAUCCAGUCCAGUGACCGCAUCAAUAUCCUCCACCGGGCCAGGAACCACAGGCUGGAGAUCCAGGCCGCCACGAUUCAUGAUGCAGGAGACUACAUGUUUGUUCCCGAGGGCUACUCUCAGAGCCUAACUUGCAAAGUUCAAGUUCACGAUCCUCCCAGGGUGCACCUGGAAGCGCUGAAUGCCCCAGACAACACCAUCACCAUCGUUGCCGGAAACAAACUGCGUCUGGAGGUCCCCAUCAGUGGAGAACCGGCCCCAAGAGUGGUCUGGAUGAAGGGAGAGAGGGUGAUUUUGGACUCAGGCAACAGGGUGCGGGCAGAGACGUAUGCUGACCACACCAGCCUGACCAUUGACGUCACCGAGAGGGAGGACUCGGGCAACUACAAGAUAGUCCUGCAAAACGACGCAGGAGAGGACAGCGCCACCGUCAAGGUCAAGGUUGUGGAUAUUCCAGACGCACCGGAAGCUCCUCUCGUCCCAGUGGUCGGAGGAGACUGGUGUUCCAUGACAUGGGAGCCUCCGCACUAUGAUGGAGGAUCACCUAUUUUGGGCUACUUCAUUGAGAGGAAAAAGAAACAGAGCUCCCGAUGGAUGAGGUUGAACUUUGACCUUUGCAAGGAGACAACCUUUGAGCCAAAGAAGAUGAUUGAGGGCGUCCCGUAUGAGGUGCGCAUCUUUGCUGUGAAUGCCAUUGGUGUCUCCAAACCCAGCGGGCCUUCCAAAGCCUUUGUGCCACUCGCUGUAACCAGUGAGCCAACGAUGCUGGUGGUGGAUGAUGUCACUGACGACACGGUGACAAUGAAGUGGCGUCCACCUGACACGAUUGGUGCCGCGGGAUUGGACGGCUAUCUGGUGGAGUACCAAAUUGAAGGAUCGGACGAGUGGAUCGUAGCCAAUCCGGAGCUGACGGAGAAGACCAAGUACACCAUCACGGGUCUGCCCACAGAGGUGAAAAUCCAGGUGAGGGUGAAGGCCAUCAACGCCGCCGGAGCCAGCACACCCCGCACCACACAGCACGCCAUCCUGGUCAAGGAGGUCAUCGAACCCCCGAAGAUCAGAAUCCCCAGGCACCUGAAGCAGACAUACGUCCGUAAGGUUGGAGAGGCUGUCAAUCUUGUCGUGCCCUUCAUGGGGAAGCCCAGGCCUAAAGUGAGCUGGCUGAAGGACGGUGGAGAGGUGGAGCCCACCCAGGUCAACAUCCGCAACACGGAGUGCGACAGCAUCUUCUUCAUACGCAAGGCCGAGCGGAAGCACUCCGGCAAGUACGAGAUGACCGUGCAGGUGGAGAAGCACACGGACACUGCUAUCCUGGACAUCCAGAUCGUCGAUCUUCCCGGUCCCCCGCAGUGUGUUAAGAUCGAGGAAGUAUGGGGGGAGAACGUGGCACUUGAUUGGUCCCCUCCCAAAGACAACGGAAACGCUCCAAUCACAGGCUACACCAUUCAGAAAGCUGAUAAAAAGACGAUGGAGUGGUACACCUGUAUCGAGCACUACCACCGCACCUGCCUCACCAUCACUGACCUGGUGGUUGGCAACGAGUACUUCUUCCGCAUCUACGCCGAGAACAUGUGCGGCCUCAGCGAGUCCGCCACCGCCACCAAGGACAGCGCCCUCAUCGUCAAGCAAGGGCUCCACCUCAAGCACCCCGAGUACAUCGACCGCGACUUCACCGAGCCGCCCAAGUUCACGCAGCCACUCAACAACAUCUUGGCCAUCGCUGGCUACAACGCCACGCUCAACUGCAGCGUCAGGGCAAACCCCAGGCCCAAAAUCAUCUGGAUGAAGAACAAGAUUGCAAUAAUAGAUGAUCCACGCUAUCGCAUGUUUAGCAACCAAGGCGUCUGCACCCUGGAGAUCCGUAAGCCGAGCCCCUAUGAUGGAGGAGUCUAUAGCUGCAAGGCCAUCAACGACCUCGGCGAGGCUCAGGUGGAAUGCAAGCUGGAGGUCAAAGUCCCUGUGCAGGAGUAGUGUAUGUUCUCAUUAAAGGCGGGUACACCUUCUUUGAACUCAUGAAGAGGGGAGUGCCCUUACACCUGAUUGACAAGUACAUGAACGAGACAAAACAAGAGAAGGCACCCGAGUGACAAGCAAAUUCCCCUGAGCUACUCAUAGCCUUCCGACACCCGUGGCUCAACCAAGUUCCUUCUCAGCUUCUAGUGUCCCAGGGUUAGGGGGUGGGAGGGGGGGGUAAGUGGGGUUGGGUUCCGAAUGUGGAAAAAAUGGAAUGCUGUGUACAGAUGUUUUCAUAGUUAGGCAUAUAUAGAAAAGCCCAAUAUAACCAUGUGCCCACAGUAUCUUUCCUUACGAAAAAAACAAUAAAGUCAUUCAUGUUACAAAGAGCCCACAUGCAUGUCACCAGUGGCUUUGACUGUAGCCUCAAGUUAGCUGUGGAGAAAAAAAUGUACCCAGCAUGUGUAGUGUUAUUUAUUACUUUUCUUUUUGCUGGAUGCUGGCAGUGGAUCAGGGUAUUAACGUGAGGGAUCUGCAGACAGGAAAUAGUUUUUUUCUCUCUCUCUCUUCCUUUUUCUUCUUUUCUGUUGCGUCCCCAGAGUUGGGCACUGAAUGUAUUGGAAGUGGUUACAGAUGCAUCAUAAAUAUAUAUUUUUAUCAUAUUAAACACAGAAUGUAUUAUUAACAUCCUGUAAUGACAUGGGAAGAGUUUCAAAACAGUGGUCAUUUGAUGAGAGAUAGUCAUGGGCUACACAAUGUAGUCUGCUGUUGGAUUUUUUUGAAGUCGGGCUAUCUAGUGGUGGGUUUCAGAUUGUGCAGGUUUAGUAUGUGCACUUAAAAUACACAGAUAAAUGGGUCACACUUUAACUGGAUAGUCUACUCACAGACUAUCUACAGAUUAGCAAAAAACUACAGUUUAUGGUUAAGGGUAGGGUUUGGAUUUAGUUAAAGUGAUGUUCAAUAAUUUGAAUUUUGUUCAAAAACAAUUUUACAUACUGAACUUCAUACUGAAUGUUAACAGAUGAUUUGUUAAGUCACUGUGGGAGGAUUAUCCAAGUAAAAUGUUACCGAUAAAUGUUAUUGUUAUGUUUACUGACAGGUGUAUCGCACUGCAUGCAUCUACUGUCCUUUGCCUGAAGGGUGGUUCUGUUAUUUGAAAGAAAAAAAAUGAAACAAAGGCUGGGACGAUAAAGGUCCUCAUUGCAUGCUUUCAGUCCCUGGAUUUGUAAUUUCCUAAAAUGAAUUUGAAAUAAACUUCCCAUAUGCAGUGAAAUGUAA